This is a messenger RNA of Xyrichtys novacula (pearly razorfish), 22453 nucleotides long. NCBI's taxonomy places the organism in Eukaryota, Metazoa, Chordata, Actinopteri, Labriformes, Labridae. The record is from the annotation of a GenBank genome assembly.
ACUCGAUUUGAACACUUCCUUUUAGUUGUCAACAACAAGUGUAAAGGCAAAGUGGGUACAACUAAGCUAACAGUUGUGAGCGGCAGACUGAAAGGAAGACUAAGAUUAAACAUUUAACCGAGUGAGUAUGAAGUGCUUUGUAAUGAGAGUCUUAAAUAGUCUCAAAUUUGAGUAAUUGUUUCUUUAUAGUCGUUACGUCUCUCUUUAAUACUACUAUCGUUAGCUAGUCAGUGUUGAUCAUUAGGUUAUCCUCAUACAAAUUCACCAGCUGCAGAAGUAUCAGCUGUUUACUGCUAAAUCACUGUUUCUUUGUUACCUGCUUCAUAUAUACUCCACACAGGAGCUGGAGCAUGUGGUUCGCUCACCUUGAAGCAGGUUUCAUCACCUUUGAAUAGCUCAACUAAGAGCUAACACCUAUUAUUAGAGAGGUUAUGAAUGUCAGCAGCUUGCAAACAUUGAAGUACAACAAAGAAAGUCCUCACUGUAUACGUUUUGAUUUAAUAUUUAUAGUUUGAAUGGCAUCGUGACUGAAACUAUGGUGUAGAAAAUCUCUUACAUAAUAGUCUCCUACCUUUGCACUCAGUGCUGAUGAAUGAAUGAAUGACUCAGAAACAUUUAUGAUGCUCCAUCUCACGCCUCUUCUGUAAACAGGUUUAACAGUGAUCCACACAGCAUGAGCUUUGCAAGAUUCAUUUGUUCAAUCUACAGCCAAGAGCAGCUUGUGAGUAUCACCUCUGCUUUGCAUGCUUAAAUGAAUAGGAAUAAUACUGAGUUGGCUUCUUGCUAGGAAAUGCUCUAUACUGCAUGGUUUCAUUGUUUUUAUUUGUCAUAGUUAGAAAACACUGAUACUUGAGAAUCAAAAUAAGGAUAUGUAUAUUAUAGGGGUGGGAGAAAAAAUUUACACACAUAAUUUUUUUAACAAUUUUUUUGUUUAACAAUUUUUAAAUCGAUUUUCAUGUUCGAGAAUUAAUUUUUUUUCUUCAAAUUUAAGAGUAAAUCUUAAAAAACUGACUUACAUGUGAUGUGUAUUUUUGGGGGAAAUAUUGUUCCUGGAACAGUCAGUAGACAAUCAUAAUCAUUCAACUGUUUCUCUGGUGUUAAAAAUGCAGACUAAAGAUUGAGAAAAUAGACAAUAUCAUAGAAUCGUAAUUCAAAUCGAAUUGGCACCCAAAACAUUGUAGAAGAAUUGAAUCGGGAGAAAAGCAUAUCGUCCCAGCCCUAGUAUAUUAUAUAUCCUUAAAUCAUGAUUUUAAUAAUCAUGAUUUCAACCAGGAUUUGCUGCAAGUGAAUAGCAGAGAAAGAAAGAAGUGGUGGUUAAAUGUACAGAGAUUAAGAGAAAAAAAUGCAGUGAAACUAAUAAAAUAAGAAGUUAUUUUCUGCUUUUUUCACUGCAGUAACUCUUUAACCUAUAAACAUGUUAAUACCACCACACAAACAUGCAGGAAGAUAAUGGAAAUGGUUUUUUUUAGCUGUUGAAGGCGAUCCUGUUCUCUUUUACCUGCUCACUCUCUUCAUUUUCUUGUGGUUUUUAGCUCCUUCUACAGAACGCAUGCUCUGAAUUAUGCCUGAUUUGUAGAAAAUACUUUAUUUAACUUAGACUUUUUUCUUUCAUUACAAAAACAAUACAUCAGAUAUUGGUCUGUGUUGAUUAUUCCAAUUUGUGCACACAUUUCUGCUCUAAAAGUUUUCCUUUUUCCUUCUUUUAGAUAUGACAAAGACUUGAGAGCAAAUGUGGAUUUAGUGAAGGCUGUCAUCAAUCCUCAACUACAUCCAUGUGUAUAAUUUUCUUCAAGUUUGACCCCCGGCCUGCGUCCAAAAAUGCCUACAGGUAAGGGAUCAACCCUUUCAACACACUUAUUUCACAACAUUGACCAUGUUUUGUGGUUGGCCUUAAAGUAAAGACACAUUCAGUACUGUAUGUUUACAUGACACAAGAAAAAAAUCAAUUUAUUGCAUUAGUCCAACUGAAACUGGACUUUGAAGGUAUGGAAACAUAUCAAGGAGAAAUCGCAUGAAGUUGGACUUUUUUAAAGUUGGACUAACACACUUAGAUAAUAUUUUAGGGGAGGGAUUUUUCUUUCCUGCUUGAAUGCAAUUAAAUCAGACUAAAUCUAGUCAAGGCAUUUUAUGCUUUCUCUGCGUUUUGCACACCAGCCUUUGACCUGGAAAUCAAACAGUGCAAAUGCAUCAAAGGAAUUUGGGUAGUUCACACAACCAGUAGUUUUACCGUGUUUUUACUCCUUCAUAUGAAACCAGUUUUCCUCUUGCUAAGCUGUUUGUGGAUUGUUUUGGUAUGUGAUAAAGAUAUAAAGAUAGCUAAGUAGUAACUAACUGAAGUGGCAGGAUGGUGGCUUCUGUGUGGACUUAGGCCUCAUUUUAAGUGAACAGUUAUAAAAAAGUUGAUACAUUAAGGUGGCAUACAUGAAUUCAAACAUACUUAUGACAGUUAUUGUCAGUUUUUUUUUAACCAAGUAUGAUGUCAAUAACUGCACACUGUAUCUUUACUGAUUGCUUUCGGCUGCAGGUACCUUUUACAGAUUAAAAAGAGGUCUUGAAUAACUUAAGAUAAUAGAAUAGAGUAAUUACUAACAAGGAUAACUUAGUACACCAUCCUCGUAGUAAUACUUGAAAUCUCUCAAAUAAUUCUGCAGGUGUUCGGUAGCCUUUUUAUGCAGAGUAUAAACUGAGUUAUUGCACCUGGAGCUGUUUCAGGGGAAGGCUUUCCAAGUAGGGAACUUUCCUCCUUUGAGGCACUAUGUUACAACAGCCUCAGACUGGUGUGUAAAUACAGUGGUGCAAAAGCAAACCUGAAAAAUAUUCAGUGUCUGGCAGCAAAUGUGAAAAAAGAGAAGAGGAUCAAAUGCAUUAUUUUUUUUUUUUUUUGUAUUGAGUGUUUAUGACGUUAUGCUGUGUGUGCAUGUGUGAGGAAAGACCCUCAACAUAUCACUCUGGAUUUUGGUGGAAAUGGGACUGAAAAUCAUGCAUCACAUUUCCUUUUCAUGCAGCUGUAAAAAUAACCUUACCCUGCUAGGUCUGAAUAUUUCCCUCAGUUUGCAUCAUAAAGCGUCAGGGAUGUGCUGAAACGUGCAGCUACAGAACAUAAAGAUGCUUUUCUCUGAAAGUCAAAGUAAAUAUAAGGAGAAAUAACCUUCCACUUGUGAAAUCAAGUCACUUCAAGUCUCAACACCACCGCUGUCACACUCUGACAGUGCUGCAAUGUUCUCUUUUUCAACUUGUUCCAGGAUUGACUUGUGUGCGUCUUGAAGCUUUGAGACUCAAAGUCUGGCAGUGAAGGGAAGUGAAAUCUCAUUUUUGUUGUAAACCUCAGGACAUCUGAUUCUCUGGGUGUCAGACUUUACCUGGGCUGUGUUUGUCGUUGAAUCACUUAAGAAGCUUCCUUUAUUCGGUACAUAGUUAUCUAUCCAUGUACUUAUGAAAAAACAUGACAUAUUUUUAUCAAAUCUACCGUUUUUAAAAGCCACACUGAUCUUUGAUAGCCCUCUGUGUGCUCUACCUCAGAGUAAAUGCUAAUUUUAUUCAGACCAGUGCACUGUAAGCAGUCAGGAUGAGUUUCAGGCUGAUGUUGAAUCCAGCUUAUUACAAUCCCCCUGAGCUGGAGAGUGAGCUCUUACCUGGCCGUAAUCCAUGUCUGUCCUUCCCUGUGGGACUCUGACCCGGCCUAAGGAGAUCACAGCAGAGGUGAGGUAUGAGCACUGACUCAGACAUGGACCCGGGGAAAGGUGAAAUGAACUGUGUCCUAAUGGGGUAAAAUUGGUGCUAUAUUUAGACCUCUGGUUGUAGAAGUUUUCCUGCACAGCAGCAAUGUCCAAGUCAAAAUUGAUGUGCAACAAUACUAAAGCAAAGCCGGAUCAAAGGAAGGGUCAGAUUUUCAUUAUUAAGAAUUAUUAUUACUCCCUCGCAGCUCAGAAUGACAGGAGUGUAUCUGCGGGGGUUAAAUGGGUUCAUUUUCCACACUAAUGGCUCAGUGAUUACCCACAUGCUGAGACUUCUGUAUUAUGAUGCUCAUUUUUUCCAGCCUGCAAUUUUUCAACUUUUCCAACUGGCCUAAAUUAGAGUCCUGCAGCAAUCAACCCUCCAGCAUUUUAACAUUACUUUGGCGAGUAGUGAUAGAACUUCUUUGGGGCCAGUUAAUGCCAAUUAAAUAUUAAGAGCUUCAACAGCUGUCUGCAGGCUGCUCUGCUCGUGGCAUCUGAAGACAUGCAAGUGUUUAUGAGGCUUUUCUGAAGUGGUUUAUUCCUGCAAGAGUACAGUAUCACUAAUGGCACUUUUAUUUUGUUACGAUGUGUGGUAUACUGUAAGUCCACUGACAUUUCCAACCUAGAACAAAUGAAGAACCUCCAAAGAUGAUUCUCCGUAGAAGCAUGAAUAUUAAUGGUAAAAAUCACUGCUUCUAUCAGGAUACAAUAGCAUAAAUAUUCUCAGGAUAAUGAUGUCACCAUUUCUGGGGAUUUGAUUGGAUUAGAGUCAGAGGUAAAGGACCAAUUUCACACAUAAUUAUGAUCCCAUUCAACAUGAGUUUAAUGAAAAGUUUCUUGACUUAAGCUGUCUCAGCUGGUGCAAGACCUCAAACGUUUGUAGAGUACAAACUUCUUCCUAAUUCAAAAUUAGGGUUUAAACCAGAUGAAAUUUGAAUUUAUGCAUAGCUGGUGUAAUCCACUGUUAAAAGCCACAGUUUUUAGGUACAGUAAAAGUAAAGAGUAGCUUCAGUUGCUGGAUCUUUGUUGAACCAAUCAAUAGAUCAAUUCAGAUCACUGGAUCAUUACAACUCAAUUGAGUAUGUUGUUCUGCGAUAUCACGUUAGCCGUUCAGCUGGAUCAUAAUGUUAGCCACAUGAGCAGCACACUUCCAGGGAUUACAAUAAAAGUGUGUCAGUCGCUCUGAUUGGUCCACACAGAAAUAUUCCCAGAAGCUGGAUCUCUCCUGUACAGUCUGAGGAUGAAUCCUUCUGGUUUUGCUCGUUCUUUCAUGGUUUGGUGUCUUUGUUUUUGCGCUGACGCUGCGUGAUAAUCGCCGGAUGGAUUGUCUAGAAUUUGUUCAGGACUCGAAGGUCCCCAGAGGGCAACUUAAACUGACUUUGACCCCCAGCUGAACCCCUGCCUCCAGGUUUUUUUUUUUUUUUUUUCAUUCUCUGACAAAAUAUCCAGACAUGUCCUAAUGGUAGCUAUAAAUCCAAUCUUAGAGCCCAUCAGCCAUCGUCUGAUGAAGGAUUAGCCUCUUAGCCUUGAAGGGUGUUGACCAGUGUUUCUGGGUAAACAAGUGUAGCCAGCUGAUACAUAUCUGGAUGACUGAUGUGGGAUUUAUGGGCUAUGACUUCCUCCUUUAUGUGCUGGUUAUUGUUGAUGGUCUAACAAGCAACUUGUGGUGUAAAAUUGACCUUUAAUACAUGAAUGAUGUUUUUAACCUGUUUUAUUUGUGUAGGUAAAUGUAAAUAGAUGUCAGUUUUUAGAAAUUCAUACAACUUAAUAGUUAACCAGUGAUAGCCAACAGACUCAGUGAUUAAAUUACAGGGCCAAGACUUUUGCUUCUCCCUCUAAAUUUUACCUGCCGUGUCACUGAAGCUGGAAAAACCUGAAGAAAUUCCACCAUCAUGUCUUUUUGUGGGGAUAAAACCAGAUGGAAGUAGGGCUGGGCGAUAAACCGGAAAUUUGACGCAAACCGACAUCAUUUUGCUCACAUCUGUACGGUUGGUGUCAAAAAAUAAAUAAAUAAAAGUUGGUUUUGGAUGUGUUUAGGUAGGCUUUGGUCUCAUGUCUCUUAAAAGCGCUGUCCUACGUCAGAGACGUGACUCCACCCCAUCCAGUCCGUAACAAAGAGGGAAAGACAGGUGAGGAGAUGGAGGACAGUUCAAAAGUUGUAGUGGCUGAAGUAGACAAAGUUGUGGGAGGGGGUGAGCAGCUUGUGGAGUAGUUAUCGUCCAUUUAUCGUUAUCGAGGUGAACUGCUCAAUAUAUCGUGCUAUUGAUUCGAGGCCGUAUUGCCCAGCCCUACAUUUAACUGACUUUGGGCUAAAGAAGGCUUGUCUUAAAUUAAAUAAUUUAUGAAGAUGAAAUUUAACAUAACCGUAAGAAUAGUUGAAAAAGUAUCAGGACAACGUGAGCCAUGAACUCCAUGAAUACAUCAUUCCAAGGUAGCGGGCUCCCUCUGCCAUGAAGCCACUUUGUUAAUGAAUGAAAAAAGAAAAGAAUCAGAGUUUAAUAUUCAUAAAGAGCUCUGAGACGCUCUUCUUAUCACCAUCCCUCCAACAUGAAACAGGUGGCUGUCUCUGCUGUGAUCACAUUGCGUUUUCCUCCUCAGGAUCCGAUAGCAGACGCUCCAUCAUUAAAGUUAGCUUUGUUUUCUGUAGCAAUGGUGGGUCACACAGCUCCAUGGGAACAGACUAUCAUUAGCCUCUGAUUCAAAGAGGUCGACCCCUAUUAAAGCAGUUUGGUUUAUCUGUUUGCUCUUAACAAGAUCCAAGCCUCCCCCAUCCUGAAAGAUUAAUCGAGGGACCAGUGCCAGGCUUGGAGGGAACAUGCAGCUAUUAUACAGGUCAAUAAAUGUCAUUUUGCUGUGGCUUGUGUACUGUGCCCAAAGGCUCUCUGAGUGACUCUCUGCAGUCUUUAAAUCCAUAUCUCAGAUUCUAUAAAUAUCAAACAAUUAGUUUAUCAGUCAAAGGUGAAUACUCGUGUGUGUGUGUGUGUGCCUUGCAUAUUUAUUUUCCACCAAAUCCACAAAUCUGCAGAAGGAUUUCUCGUUAAAAUGCUCAUUCAUAUUCAGAGAAGUCUCACAGUGAAAAGUGAAAGGUCAACUUUUUCUCAGAGGAGGGGAUGAUGAUUUUUCCCUGUAUUUUAUAUUUGUUGAAUGGGGUGUUUAGUCACAGGCAAGUUGACUUUGGAUGUGGUGAUAAGUGGGCGUGAAAUACUUUACCAUGAAGUGAUGCUGCUCUUUUAACUAGGGUUUCUUUGGGGAUAAAGAUGGUGUCAUAACACCUGGAAAGGUUACCAGUGAGACGCACAGGCACAGGCAGCUCUGCAAAAUGAAACAGUUUAUUUACAUCUGCGGCAAAUUUAGACGUUCUUUUCUUCCAUGGAGUUACUGCGACACCUGAACUCUCAGUGUAACUUCUGUUUUUUCUCCACACCUUUUUUAGUUCCACAUUUGGCAGAAACUCAGAAACUCAAAAGUGUACUGGAGAGAGAGAGGGGGGAAGAAGCGCGUAAAUCCCCAGCCCGUGAUAAUACACUUGCAUGUGUGCAGAAUUCACACACAUGCACAUGCACACAAAAACAGCAGCAGAAUUCUAAAAACCACUAUCAUAACACUGCAGUCUGUACUGUACAUGGACAUAGUGUCAGCGAGGUCACCCGUUUGUUCCCAAAGCAGAGUUUCUAAGCCUAUUGACGACGGUCGCUACAUGGGAAUCGCUGACUAAACCAAGCUUUUGGUUGACCGAGCAAAAGGCAAAUUGGUGGAGGUGAAGCUGCAGUGUGUCCAGUUCAAAAAGUCAGCUGUGCUAACCUUAAUGUCUUAAAAACUCAUUGGAUAUUACAAAGUUAUGCUCCACACAAUUGUGUUUUUAAUUUUGAAAAUACUUGGAACUGAAAGUCUUCAAACUGUUUCCUCGGCUGUGUCAGUUUAUUAAAAAUCAGAAAUAAUGGGUAGGAAUUCAUUUUUCCAAAAUAAAAGAUAAAAUCCUUUGGUUUAUAUCAGAACUAAUGCUGAGCAGAAGUUUCACUAUGUAAUGUAAUGUGACAAGACAUGACAAAUGUUGCAUACUCAUUAAAUAAAAUAUUCAAAUGUGCCUUCAUGCCCUUUCUUAAAAUAUAUCCGCUGAAUUUGUGUGUGGCUUGAGUGUUGGCAGUUUUGUCAGCGGCAUUUAAUUAAAAUCAAAUAUGAUGUCAGACUUGUUUGGAGGUCAUUUAAAGUUUUUUUUUUUUUUCAGUAAAUCACCAAAGUUGUCAUCAGACGUCAAUUAAAUUCUGAAACGGGGCUCCUGCCGUGACCAAAUGAUUCAAUAUGCAUUUAUUGACUUCAAGUUUUAGCCUUCACAAGAUGCAGCAACAUAAAUAGCAACAAAACUGUAGUUAUUUAGAUAUUGUAUAAAGUCUUCAAAGACAUAAGUGAGAAAAAUCCAUGCACCAUGUUCUGAAACUGGAAGCACUAAACUGCAGGUUAAGUCCUCUUGCAAAUUCAUUUUACUUGUCCUUGUCUCUGUUAAUCUUGACGCUUUUUUACUUCUGUAUUUUCUUGUCCUUUUGAUGUCACAUUCCUUUUGAUGCUCACGGCUUUGGUGGUCAUCAAAGAAAGUCCUCAUCUUGUAACCUCGACCUUUUGUGUCACCUGUAUCCUGCUCAAUCACUCAGUUAUAUUAUGUUGCUGAAAGACUCUUGGACACGUUUCAGGCCUUUAUGGAGCCUAAGCCAGAGAGAAACUCAGGUUGUUGCAGCAAAUCUGUAACAGGAAAGCUUCAAGUAGUCUGCCUUUGUCUACAGAAAAACAAUAUCACUUCUCUCCGUUUGUCUGCAGGCUAAUUUUGGCUGCAAACAGAGACGAGGUCUACAACAGACCGUCCAAAGUUGCAGACUUCUGGGGGACCAACAGUGAGAUCCUCAGCGGUGAGUCUUCAGAUCUUUGACACCCUGUUUCAGUAGCUAAACCUGUGUUAAACACUCCUUGUGUCCUAUUUAGAGUGGAUAAACAUUAUCUAUUAUGGCUGUAUGUAUUGCAAAGAGUGCUUCUUUACAUUACAAAGCAAAUAUUAAAGGGAUACUCUGGCGCAAAAUUAAUUUGGGGUCAAACACACCGCAACACCGAGUUAGACACCCACUCGAGAGAUGAAUGUUGCCGACCGCUUGCUUCUCUUGUUAAACCAACUUAAGUAACGACUGCACGAUAGCAAUACACAGCGGUUUGAGGAGCCAUAAACAAACAUCAAUUAAAACACCACUCUAUAGCCAUAAAUAAUGCUCAGAACAGCACCUAACUUCAACAACAGUACAUGUAAGGUCCUAGCCAUUAAUUUUAAAUUAAUUUUACGCCGGAAUAUCCCUUUAAGUUAAUCCAUUGACUGUCAAUAGUAGAUGUAGACAAAGUUUCCAGUGUCUAUCAGUGAUCCCAGGAUGAGACUGUGGACUCAGAACAGCUUGAACUAAACCAGAGGGACGUCUGCUGAGCUCAUUUAGUCAAGUAUAAAAAAAUGAACACAUACCAAACAGGAACAUUGUUAAACCCAAUGGCAGUUGCUUUGUAGCAUUGCAACAGUGGGUGAGGCUACUGGAAAGCUGUCCAAUUGAGAGAGAGUGCAGUCAUGAGGAGGGGGAGCCGGUUAGGGUUAGUAUGGAGCCUGAAAAGGAACCCAAAACUUAUCCUGAUGUAUUCAGACCCACCAGCUGGAUUGUAAUCAUGUUUGCAGGCGUGUGGGUCUGGAACUGGCUCUUUUAUUUAAGAAAGGGGGCAGGUUUUGUUUAACUUGGUGGAUUUUGUGCUGAUAUGAACAUGCAACAAAUACCUUUUGAAUGACCAUUUAACUUCACAGCAAAUUUUAAUCAGUUUUAGUUCAGACCUUUUUAAUCUACAGAGUCAGAGGGUUUUCUGUUCUAGCAAGCGCGCGAUUAUCACAUGUCUUAACCCUCCAAAGAUUUAUUCAGAGUAUUUUAUAUUUUCCCAGAAAAGCUUUCACGUCGGUGUACAUGGAGAACACUCUCUGAUAACAAAAUGUCUCUGUUGUACUGGCCCAAUAAUGUCAAGAAAAAGCUCUGUCCGUCGAGCCCCUGUGUUAUACAAAGUUGUUGUAGAAGAAGCAGACAGAUUUGAGACUUUUGACCUGAGCAGGAUUGGCUCUAUGCUUUUUAGCUGUUUCUGACAGCAGCUCCUCUGAAGGUCUAAAUGUCUUUCAAUAAUGUAAAAAAAAAUCUAUCUCCUUCAGCCUGGGGUCCAGUGCUGCCCCACUGCAUCACAAGACAUCCCCACCCGCAGUAAACUAUAUUUAAUUGACUGAUGUCUAAUACACAUUACAGCCGAGGAGAGGAAAUCAAUCAUCCCUUUUUUCUGCUGAAGAAGGAAACGCAGCGAUAGCCUCGUUGUUCAUCCGUCUCCUUCUCCCCCUGUAAUAGAGGGGUCAGGACUCCAGUUGUGGGCCUUUAAUUGAUGGGUGCUUUUAUGCGAAGUGACAAGAAUAAAUGGCUCUGUCUUAUCUGUGGGGCUGAGGGGUGUGUGGAGGCAGGGCCCAGGAGGAGAUACAGCAUGACGAGGAGGGAAGUAAGCUAUAGCUCCCAGUGGGAUCAGGAUGGCUUUCCAUCCGCCCCCCAGGGGAGAGGGCCCACUCUGCCCUCUUGGUCAGUGUCAGUGUAAGUGGACCUGUCUUUAUUGAUCACUAGGAAGUGCCGCGGACAUGAACUGAUUCACCUUUUCCUAUAUCCUGUGAAGAAGAGAAACAGGGAGAGAAAACAAGAGGUUCAAUAUGAAAUUGAGUUUAUUUCAUGGCUGCAAACCUGCAGAUUUCCUUAUUUUAACUGGAUUAAAUGCAGGCAAGUUUUGGGUCAAUAUUCUGUAUUUUUUCUGUAUUUUCUUUAAAUAACUAGAUUUGAUGCUUCAAAAACUAAUGAUAGAUCUCUAAAUGAUGGCUUGAAGCACCAAUACAGUACAUGUCUAUGAGCGGUUUUGGCCUAUUUGAGAAAAAAGUCUGUGAAGCCCACAUGUUGAGAAUGAAAAUUAUCUGAGUAGACAUCACACAGUUAAGAUACGUGACUUUCUACACCUUCAAGCUGACUAAACGGUUUUUGAAAUGCUUGUGAUGUUUAAAGUCUUGGACGUCACCAGUCACAUGACGUUCCAGCUUUGACACUUCAGAGUGAAUCUGUGCAGUUGACUGAAGUAAUCAUUCAACCACCUCUACCACAAUCCAACAACCAAAGUUAGAAGGACCAUAGAGUCUCCUUCUAAACUAGCACCUAACCAGAGUACUUCUUGAGAGAGAGAGAGAGAGAGAGAGAGAGAGCAUGCACAAAACGUAUGAUUGUAAAGCCCUGCAGAAUCAUGAGAAUUGACUUAGAAAUUAACAGGAAUAUUUUACUUUUGCAGGAUUUAUUACUGCUGAAAUUGUGGAGUUUCUAAUCCCACACAUCAUGCUUUACCUCGUGAUAAAAUUUUGGGAAAGUCUCAGCUGUAUUUUCAACUCUAUGUCCUUGUUGUGCUCACCAGGCCUGGACCUUGAGUAUGGCAAAGAAGGAGGAUCAUGGCUGGGGAUCAACAAGCGUGGCAAACUGGCUGCAAUCACCAACUACAUGGAGGGGCGUCCAAACCCUGAUGCACACGGAAGAGGUAACACAGUUGUAAAUAUGCAUCCUGAAAACAUGUCAGAUAAAACCUCCACUGCCUAUUUUAUGAAGUAUCUGGUAUUGCUUUCACCUACAAAUACAUUUCAAGUGUAUUUUCCUCUUUACUAAUAAGGUUUCUAAAGCCAUUGAACCUUUGCCUUUUUGCAGGGUUUCUUGUGUCUAACUACCUUACAGACAAGGAUCAGGACAGCUACUCCUACCUGAAAAAGGUGUCGACAGAAAGCCAUCUGUACAACGGCUUUAACCUCAUCACAGCCGAGUUCAAGUGAGUAAAAGGUGUGGUGAAGUUCAGCUGACAUUUAGCUGAGAGCAGCUGUCUGCUCAACAUGAUGUAUUUAGCCAGCUGGAUUUUAUGGAGUCGAGAGGAACAUGUAUAUGGCCAGAGAAAGAUGUCAGGUGUCUUCAUGUGUUGUUUUGCACCGUGUGGGUUGGGUGUCAUGAAGUGAAACAGGCAGGUUUUUGUGCACUAAUGGGUUUUAAGUCUGAGCUUUUAGUAGAAGCGUGUUGAGAUUGGGCUGUUGCUUUGCUCCUUUGAGUUCUGGCCUUACCUUGGAAGGAAAUCGCAAAGGUACUGUCUUCAUCGCUGGAGUGCAAAACAGGCAAAACUGAAAAAGAAAUCUGUGGAGGAGCCUGCAUUAAAAUUCAGAGGAAGUACCUGUUCGUGUUCAGGGUUUCAGACAAAGAAAAUCUCGACAGCGUUAAAAAUAAUGAGGUUUUAUUCUGUAUUUUCUCCUUUUUUACCCACUGGUCUGACUUCACUGAAUGUGGUGAUCUGUUUAAAGGGAGAAAAUCAAAGUGGGAUCAGUGCGCACCACAAGAUAGCUGUAAUGGCAGAGGCCCCUGUAGACAAUUGGCAUGGAAACAGGUCUUAGUUUCUGCCAGAGAGAGGCUGGAGGUUUAGCUCCAACACACACCCGUGCCAAACAUAGUCCCUGCUCGGGGAGGAAGAAAAUCAGGGUUUCCACAGUGGAAUUUGGUGUCAUGAUCCGUGUAUCCUGGUAACAUGGCCUCGAGCAGGAUCUCCUCUCAGGAGGGAUUUUCUUCUGCGUUCACAUCUCUUCCUCCACAUAUUUUAGCAUUUCUUUAAGGUCAGACAAAAACAAUGUUUUCCUGCUGUAUAAAAUUAUGAUGCCAGCUCGCAAUCACAUGAUGCAGUUUAAGGGAACGUGACUGCGAACACUGUCCCCUGCAGGCUCAAACAUUUACAGCCGACAGCACCGAGUCCUGGUUGACACAUAUCGAUUGAGCGAGCGCUGUUUUAAGGGUUAAGUCAAUUCACAAAUGCAUUAACACAGAUGCAGUAAUUUUUAGUGCUGUAGUCAACUGAAGCUUCGUCGACUGGAAUUACACCCACUCAUCAAUCAACUUAUCGCUAGAUCAACCAACUUGGUGAAAAGGUGGUCAGUGCACUUAGGCUGGUAGUUGGAAUGAACUUUAAAGUAACCAUAACAAGUUUAAGGUUCAUAAGUUGUUUUUUUUGACUAAAGAGCCGACUUAUGUCCAGAUAAUAUUACUCAAUGCAAUUAAAAAAAAGUGCACAGUGAACAAUGACAUUAUUGCAGGUAGUUUUGAUGUGAGACGAGGCUGCACAUCCAGCUUCUCUUCGGUGUAACUGGUGCUGACACACCUUGAAGUAGGUGAAUGUGCAAAAGGGGGAUGUUCCUGCAGUGAUAUUUAAAAAAUCAGGCUGAACAUACUGAAACAUUCCAGUUUGUAAGUGUUCAUACUCAAAGUCUGUGGAGUUGUACGCAUGACAAAUGUCAAGCAGCAGACUUCCUUUACAAAGAAAAAUCCUGCACUGCUGAGACCAAAGUUUACUCUAGACUUCAAUUUCAUCGUUUCUAAGAAGUUGCUGCCGCAGCGAUGACAUUUUCUAAUAUUGUAUCAAUUAAUUGGAGUCUACAUAGUGUGCCUUUCUAUCAUCAGUCGCCUCUAGGUGAUAGGGUUCAAAGACAUUACAGCCGUUUCGCCUUUCUGUCUAUUUAACCACAUAAUAAUGAAACAGAACGAUAUAUCAGGUAUAUUUUAAUAGUUUAGCUAAUUAUUAGUGUUUCCAACUCACUGUCCCUCAAAUAUUACCGAGGUCUCCUUCCCACCUUUGCAAAUACUGGAUUAAGCUCAUCUCAUGUGAGAUUGUCUGACUGCUUGGAUAAAAGCUUAUCAACUAACCAAAUAACAGUGGGGGGGCUGCAUGAGUAACUGGAGAAUUGUCAGUCCUCCCAGGUCCCAGGUAUUUAGUAUCAGCAGCACAAAGUAUCAGCUAAUAGCAGCUGCAGUCCAGGAAUGUUGGAGCCUUUGAAAUCGCUUUUUUCUCUGUUCCCGACAGAUGAAACGGCUAAAAGAUAUGCAGAUGUCCUUGUUAACUCCAGGAGCUGUAGUUGCACCCUCACUAUCUCAUAUGCAUUCCUCUUUAAUGUGGCGACAAGUUGCAAACCCCCAUACUCAGGAGACACCAGCAUAAACAUAAACAAACUGUAUGUGUUAUUCCUGCAAAAUGCCUGUCUGAUGGGAGCUGUGUUUGCUGCAGAUAGGGACGAACACAAUAUCCCUCUAAUAAACACAGUCAUUACCAGCUGAUAUGUUUUCCACCGUGUCCGGCAGCCCAGAGGAAAUAAGAUAUCCAGUUUCCUCUGGAUCAAUAGUUGCACCUGAUGGACACAGAGAAGCUCCAUAUUACAAUUAGAGGAUUCCUCACCCGUCAUCAACUAUAUAGAAGUGAUUUAUUUAAUGUAUUGGGACUUAUAUCUCAUAGCUGAGCGCCUCCAUGAGAGAGGAAUAAGAACAGGGUUGUAAACGAACCGCUGAUGCCUUCGAUUUUGAUCAGACCGAUGUUGUAGGAUUGUAUGUGUAAAUGAUUUAGUCAGCGGCAGCCAUGCAUUUACCAAGCUUCUCCUCAGUGGAGCUGAAACCAGUAUAUUUGCAGUAUAUUUAAAUUCUGAUCAAAGAUAUUCUCAGUUUGAUGCUUUCAUGAUUCGAUAUCAAACAUUUUAUCCGACUCUCCUAUAGAUUCAGUUUCUGGAUCUCACUUCAUGUCACUCCCGCUUCAAAGUCAACGCCCGGAGAUUAUCCGUUUUAAUGAACCUCCCCUCUGAUGUUUGCUUCGCUUAGCACACUUUCUUACUCAAGCAGAGUGUGGCUGCAUUAUAAAAACAACUGUGGAAAGGGGUUCGAUCUCAUGGCCUCAAACCAUGUGUUGUAAUUCUUGGCAGAAGCUUCUUUGAGCUGAACUAGAAAAACAGCGUUGUUGGAGAUAUGCACAUUCCAGAGUAUCAGGGGUGGAUGAACUCUGAACAUUUUGAAAGAGGAAAAACUAAAAGUAUUUCUUUCCUGAACGAUAGUGAGAUUACCUUUGGGGAAACCACAAUCUCUUACAGUAUAACAGAACACCGUUUUUUUUUCACUGAGCAGCAUUAGGUGUGGAUUCGCACUAAAAGGCUCAGAUACAGCCUGGAUUGUGCAUUGAGUCAAUCCAGAUGUUUGCAAACUGCCUCAAAAACUAAAAUAAUGUUGAUAUUGGCUUCACAGUUUUUAGUAAAGGGUCAUGUUAUACAUCAGGACAAAACCAAAAUCCCAUAUUUUUUUCCUGCUUCUGACUCUGUUGGAAGUCUCUUCAUCGGCUUAUUUUGAGAGGCUCGCUCUUUGAAAUGAACACAUUUGUAUUUGGACAUAGUGCUGGACUCUUUCUUUGUCUUUAUAAAGUCAGCAGACACCCUUAGGUUACACACAGUAGCUGAUGUUGAGAACAUACUAGCACAGCAUGCUCAAAUCGUGUCACUGCUGACUCAACUCAACUAUUGGUCAACCAGAGGGAGGUCUUAGCCUCCUCCCAAAAAGCUACAGUGUGACUAUUAAUCAUGUCAGAUGUGCCUCUGAUUCACCUGUAUUUAAGAUAACGAGUUCAUAAAAAUUUCCACACAGUUGGAGACCUUAAGCUAUUCAGACCUAAACCUGUUGUUUUUUUUUGGACCAAGUUUUAGUUUGGGGAUUUUUUUAAAGUGGACGUUAAGAGAACUGCAGCUUUAGCAUUAGGGCUGUAAUCAACCAAAGAAAUUCUUGGUCGACUAAAACCCUGAAACUUUCCACCAAAUAUCGACUAAAAGCCUUCGACGAUGACGUCCUCACCCUCUGGAAUUCACUCCCUAAACCCAUCCGAGACUGUACAGACCCCCAUACUUACAAAUCACUCCUAAAAACACACCUUUUUAAAUUGGCUUUUAAACUAUGAACUGUUCUUUUGUUGUCUUUUCAUAUUGUGACUCUUUUAACCUUUUACAUUGUUGGUUUCAUUUCUUAAAAUCUUCUGUAUUUAAAUUAUGUUUUUUAUUUCAUUUUUUUCUUUGACAGGUGUCUUUGAGCACCUCUAAAAGUAAAAUAAAAUGUAUUAUUAUUAUUAUUACAUUUAUUAAUUAUGGGGGGGGGGGAUUCCAGAAUGAUCUGAUACUGGUAUCAUUCAGGGAAAAUAUUCAGCAAACUACCGGAUGUUUACUAACAUGGACGCUCUUCAGUCUUCGUGUCUCUAGUGAAAACAAGGGGGGUGUUCUGAGACAGGCUGUUACCUUUGAAACAGGGGUGCUCUGAAAACACCCCCAUUAGCUCUUGGUACGUUCCUCCUGAUGAAAUUUACCACUCAGCACAUAUCAACCAAUAAUUCGACCAGUCGACUAGGACUAUACAGCCUUACAUUUUACAUUCAUUUCUUAAGGCUGGAGGUUUCUGCUUGGUCAUUGCUCUUCAUUGUAUUAACAGUGCUGCAUGUUAGUCCCCACUCUCUCUUCACAGUUUCCCGCACUGUCCUCUGGAUAAAGUCAUAAAAGCCCAAAUUAGAGCUGAAAAAAGGGGAGUGAGGGGCGGUGUCUUCUAGUUCUGACUGUAAUCACUUAUCAUCUCAGCUGUUGACCAAAGUGAGAUGUGGGAGGAUGGAAAAGCAGAUGAGUAGGCAGGAAAUCUCCAUUCUCUGUAUUCAUUACUUUGGCGUCAAAGAUAUCUGGACCAAAUUUCAUGUGAUUUAUCUUGUGGUUUUGAGAUAUUUGAACUGACUCACACAUUUCUAUCCUCACAGCCACGAGGCUUGUACAGCUUAUAAUGAUUGAUAACAAACUCCAAACAAAGUGGAUGUUCCUCUGCUUCAUGCUUUUAGUACCGUAUGUGGGUAUGUGCAUAUGUGAGUGUGAGUGUGUGUGUAGGAAAGUACUUGUCUGUACCCUGGAGCACCCACCAACACACCUAUCUACAUUCUGAGCUGAUAAUGUCGAAAGCUCAUCCAACCAUCUCCAGGCAACUACUCCACAGCUGGCGAUGGGGAAACUGCUCUGCAGCCUCAGUAUAGAGGACUCUUCAUUAGGACGCCUCCCGGCCAGCAUACUGAUUACCUCUCAGACUGAGAUCUGAAAAAAAAAAUCUUCUCCCUCUUCGUUCUCUCUGCCCGGUGGCCUUGACCUCCUGCUGUUCCCUCAUCUCAGCCCAAAUCAGCCCGCUGCACACCUGAUGGGACUUUCAAUAUGCUAGCCAGGUUCAGAUAGCAGAAAUAGAGUUGUCUCCCUGUAAACCCUCCAUCUGCUCUCGCUGUGGCAGAUUUGAUGCAUAUUUCAGACAGAGCGUCUACGCAGUUACCGGGCCUAUCUCACAUUGUUGAGUUCAGGUCACAAUACCAAGUUCAAAGAUGUGAUUCAGACGUGGUGUUUUCCCUCCACAGAAUUCACAACAGGAAGCAGCCUCAAUGCUUCCUUGGUUUCCCUUCAGGUUUAAGCGCCAUCUGGUCCUUAUUGAGCAGCUACUGUGCACAUGCAUGUAUGAUGUUGACUGCUGUCACCCAAGUCAACAUGAGCCUGGGCUGCCGUGUUUAUAGUAACCAUGGGCAUGCAGAAGAAGUAGUGGUAUAUUCAAACAGUAAGACUGGAUCUGGGUAUGAGCUGUAAACAGUAUCACGGUCUUUGAUUUGCUGUUGUCAGAGAGACGGUGUAAAGUCGGCCUACAGCUCUGCGGAUUCUGCUGCAGCUGCUCGCACACAUACAGUCCUGUGCUCAAGAAUAAGGCUCUGCUCCAGGAAAUUUACACAAGACAGAUGAGAUCCUGAGCUAGAAGUGAAGGAUGACCUCUGUACGGAGAAAACUGUUGAGAAACAAGUCGUUUUAUCAGCAGUUAUUUGUAGGAAAGUGGGGGAGAGGGUUUGUCUUCAGCUGUAUUUUGUUACUCUCUCGGUCUGUGUUGAGGCUGAAACAAACAGGAGUGUCCCAGAGGAAAAAUCUGGAUGAAUUAUGAUGUACAAGAUAAUACUCUGACUAAUCAGAUGAGAUGAGAUCACUUUAAUUAGUACAGUCAACACCUGCAUGUUUAGAUCCUCAUUGCAAACUCAUUAUUGUCAUGCUGUCCAUGUACUUAGUUGACCUAACAAAUGACGAUUCUAACUGCUUCAGUUACACGUAGCAUUGAAAAUCAUAUAGUGAGGUCUUCUUUUUAUCAGCAAAUAAUGAACCUUUCCAGUUAGUAAGCCCCGUAUACGUUCUCAAACUAUAAGGGAUGCUGGCUGUUGAACUGUGCACAACUAACAAUCCAAGCGACCAUCUGUAAUGGACUCAGGCCCAGCAGAGGUGAAACCGGUGUUUUCAGAGAAUAUUUAUUCAUAGUUUCCUCUUCCAUGCCUAACGUGCAAAUGUGAUUUUAAGCCAAUGAAGUGAUUUCCACUUUAGAGUCAUGUCUGUUUUUAAUGCCAUGCAGCCUGAGGUCCAAAAGAUCACCCAACUGAAGGAGAGAAAAGCCUUGAAUCUUAACAGCCAAAAAACAGCAGCAGUUGUUUGAUUAGGAUUUCUGCCAAAAAGACUUUAAAUUGACUUCUUUAUUGAUUAUAUCAAAAGAAUUGGCUCUAAAACUUAUUUUGGAUUUUAAAUAUAUGCAAAUCAAUUAACUUAUUUGAACCCUGACAGGCUGUUUAUAUACCUUGCACUAAACUUUUCUGCUUAUGCUGAUGCUGUUAAUGGUAAAGAGCAAAGGUCAGUCUGUAAGUUUUGGUGGUAGAGCCGAAAGCCCAGCAGCGAUGUCCGUCCUUUCCUUGCCAGCUUUUGACUGGGAAACUUUCCAAGUUCGAUGUUGAGGCAGUGUUGCACCACAUUUCAGAUUGACUGAUGCCACUGGUAUAGCUGUCAUAAAAUUGACAUAAAAAAAUUCAUUCCCCUGCUGCUUCAAAGGAUUUGGUCAUAAUUUAUUAUUCACUCCCCCUGUACCAAAGCUGUCACAGAUGCCCUUGAUCUUAGACAGAUUUUCAGACUGAAUAAAUUCCCUCUAACUGAGGACUUUGCAAAGACAUCUAACUCCGUAACUAAAGGGUUUAUGCGAGCCAAAGGUAUUCGCAGGACUCAUUUGUAUUUCGAAGCAAUUUUCCCCUGUUGAUCCUUUAAGACAGAUUUGAAUGCUGCAAUUAGAUAUUGUUUUCUGUGAUUUUUUUGUCAUUGUUGUCCUCCCUCAAAUAAAACAGAUGUAGCCUAUUUAUUUAAGCCAAGACUAGAAGGAGGACACUGCAUGGUGCAUUGUUGAUAUCUGUUGGCUCUGAGCACUCAUUUCCCAUGUUUCCUUCAGGAUUGCUGUAUUUUUGUCAUUAUUUCAAGAGCACACAAUCAUGAAUACUCCGAACAAAGCCUCCAUUAUUAGGCAUAGAUGAGUUUAAUUACCACCAAAUGCAAUCUGUAAUUUUUCAUCUUUCUGUGUCCCAUGCAGAGCCAAACAAGACAUUGUGUGUUACUAUGGAAACAGAGGCAGCCCUGAACCCAUCCAUCUCAAACCAGGUCCGUGCUUUUAAUGUGGUUGCUGUAGAAACUGUUCAUUUCACAUUUACCUCUCCUUUUGGCCUUUGGCCUGCUCUGGUAAGCGUGACAUUUUGAUGUUGAUUUUGCUCUCAGAUUGUCUCUUUAUUGGAAGAUGUAACACAAGGUCAGUGACAGAGAUUACGAGCUUAUAUAUUCUUCAUGUGCCCCUUAGCAGGAGUGUACGGCUUGAGUAAUUCACUGCUGGACACUCCGUGGAAGAAACUGCUGCUGGGAAAGCGACACUUCACCAGCGUCGUUGAGGACCAGUCCCUGUCCUGCGACGGGCUGGUGCAAGAGCUGCUCAAUGUCCUAAACAAUGAGGAACCGUGAGUGACGAGCAUACAACAAGAAUUUUAUCAGUGUACAGUUAUCAGCUGUUUCUGAUGAUUGAGAGGUUUGUCUUAAAUUGCUUGAAUACCAUAAAGUUGCCAAACUGUUAAGCUGCAUGUUUAUGGUCGGUUUAGUAUAAUUUAGUUGUGUCAGCUUACCUAUGUUGUUUCUACAUGAUAACAGUGUGACUUUAAAUUAUGACACUGUUUGUAACGUAAGACGAGAUAAGAUAUGAGGAACAGUGCCACCUAUGUCAGUACUUAACCAUCAAGACGCUGCACCAUCCAGAAGUGGAGGUAAAACUGCUGAAAGUGCUAUCUUUAGCUUCUCAUUGUUAUACGGACACGUUUCCUAAUUAUAAACUGAACUGUUAUAUUAACUCCAUAAUGUCAAACCCUUUCUUUAAUAGAGAGACGGUGCAUCUCUGACUUUGCAAGUUUCCUAUCACGGAUUCACUUUGCCCUCUAUACCCAAACAUGUAGAUAGAUCACCGGGUCGAUAAUGAGAUCAAGCAGAUGGAGAUCCGUCUAAAAUCUGUUCAGUGAGCAGCGGGGAUUUGUUUAGUUGAGUCCUCUAGAGCUGAUUUUAGUCCCCAAAGCUGUGUUUCUUAGCAGUGGGGGGAGAGAAGGGAAAAAGGGUCAACUUUGCAAAACUUAUUUUUUGAGCACCUGAAAGCUCAGAGCUGUGACAGAAAGGGGCGCAGGAGACGUGACCUAACUUCAAUGAGUCCUCCACUAUUGCUCAUCAACUUUCAGCCCUUCUGUAGAAACUUUAAAACAAGCUGUUGUUUAUGUAUGAAAAAAAACUUCAGCCUGACAGCCUGUUUUAUAUUGUGCCUGAGACAUUUUCAGAAACAGAUGUCAGAGAAAGUUUGAAAACAAGCCUUUUGAGGUUGACUCUAAAAUUUAAGAAAGGAGCAAAGAAAGUUGAUGACUCAUUUGUCGAGGUGUUGUAGAUUUGAUGGAUCAGCUGUUUUGAAGAUAAAACAGAAGAAGUAUGAGUUGAUACACAAUCACUUGGAUUUAAAACUUCUGUUGACUUUCCUAACAGGAACACACCUGAUCCAGCUCAGGAGAGCCAGGGUGAAUACUACACCAAGUCCAUGAUCCAGGCUCUGUCAGCGGUGUGUGUUCGCUCCCCUCAUUACGGUACAAGGUCAGUGUCCUCCACCCACAGCAAAUCUCUACCCUCUGUCCCUCGUGUUUGUUUCCACCUGAGGUGACUGACAGGUCGGCAGGAUCUUGAAAGAACUGAGAAAUGUUGGUAGAGGGGAAUCUCCAGGGUAAGCAGUCCUUCACAGCAGGUUAAUGAAUGGGAUUGUCUGCACUUAAUGCAGCACUAGAUUAGUGGACACAGAGACUGUCCUGUUGCCAAACGGUCAGAAGGGUCAGUCUUUGACGGAGUGCUUUGCUCAUGCUUGAUUCAGGCGUUUGCUCUACAAUAACAAUUGAUAUAUUCUACAUGGAAAAUGUUGAAGUAAACAUUAUAUAGUGGCUUUGCUGGUAAUCUGAUGACAGUUCUUGAUCUCUAUAAAGUGAAGUCUGUAUGCAAAUGCAGCUUAUGAACCAUUGUAAAUAAAAGAAAAUUGACAGUAAUAACAAAUCUGCUCGACUACUCUGUGUCUGGAAAGCCAAUACUUUAUCAAACUUUUAAGGUCUGUUAUUUGAAAUUGAAUCAAUCAGUGCAUAAGGAAGGUCAGGUUUAUACUGCCCAAGUAAGCCAGAAUGGAGCCUCUAUGUAACUCUGAAGCUAGGAUUCCCCAGGCUUGUCCCUCCAGGAUGUAAUGAACCAAGAAGUGAUGGCAUCUAUUUUGCAGACCUACCUGAACACAUAGAUCAGAUAUGCAUCACUAGAAAAAUGUCUUAGCUGUCAGUCAGAUAUAAAUUUCUGCCAUCUACAGAAAUACAUGGAUCGCCUCUGUGAUUUUGCUGAUGAGAUUUUUGAUUAGUUAUCCACCUCAGACAGGAAAAUAUGACUUCAGAAAUCACAUUAUUAUCUUGGGUUCAACCUGACGCCUAUCUAUGUCCUCUGAUUUCUCAUUUCAAAACGGUUUUGUCAUGAUUGCUUGUUUUCUGUUCCCCCUGUUCAUUUAGGACCAAUACAGUUAUCCUGAUCGACGCAGAAGGCAAUGUAACCUUCACGGAGCGCACCAUGCUCGACUGUGACACAACCAAAUGGAGCACCAAUUCCUUUCAGUUUAAACUGCAGGACUGAAGACAUGAUGAAGAAAAUCCACUCUGUGCCUUUCUGCAUCACAUUUCCUCUCAAACAGCCUCCCUCUGCUCCCUCUUCAUCCUUCUCCUCCUCCUCCUCUUCCAGCUGCACUUCACUGAAGCAGCAACAUGAGCAUGAGGACUCGUCUGCACUUUCCUUCAGCUAGUCAGAACUAGCUGCCUCAUUAGCAUCUGUUUUCUUAUUCCUCAUUGAAGUUAAGAUGCAUCUUUUGAAAAUGUGUGCUAAUUUAAAAGAUUGCCAAAGACUAUUUAUGAUUUUGUAGUGGAAAAUAUUUUACCUACAUGUCACCACACAGCAGGGCUGGGUUGCUUUAAAAAGGUCAAAUCACCAUUUGCUACAAUGCAAAAGAUUAUUUUACUGCAGUCUGAUUUAUUCUUGUAACAUGAUUUCCUUUUUAAUGAAACAUAGUGAUUAAAACGUUUUUUUAAUGUUAAAAUCCUGCAAAUUUUUUUUCACAAUAAAAACAAAAUGGGUAAUAUCCACUCUCAAGGUAAAAGGUAGCAUGUAAUCUUAUUUAAUUUUCUCAGUGAUCAUCAAAAGUAAGAUAACUGCCUUUUUUUACUGCAAGCCAUAACUCUUUUCCUGUUAAUUUGGGACUUUUUUGGCCCAACCCUGCACUGCAGUAGCCUCAGUAUUGGUGUAAGCAGAUAUGUCAGUGUUAAAUGAUCAUGGAUUUGGACACUGGAUCGGUGGCAGCAUUCAUGGUGGAAUUUUCUUGGCUGCAAGACAAUAAAAACAGUUCAUUUAAACACCCAUA